Messenger RNA from Phalaenopsis equestris, 954 nucleotides. RefSeq names its product WRKY transcription factor 55-like. The transcript is spliced from 3 exons. Gene Ontology annotation, biological process: regulation of DNA-templated transcription. The record is from RefSeq and is a predicted model, not a curated record. Gene Ontology annotation, molecular function: DNA-binding transcription factor activity; transcription cis-regulatory region binding. Gene Ontology annotation, cellular component: nucleus. The coding region runs from base 1 to 954 and encodes 317 amino acids. Lineage: Eukaryota; Viridiplantae; Streptophyta; Magnoliopsida; Asparagales; Orchidaceae.
AUGGACGAAGCUCUCACUCAAGUCCUUCAAGCCUGCAGGCUUACCCGUGAGCUCGAGUCUGCUCUCCCGCACAUCGCCAACAACCCCAGCGCCUUGCUUGCCUUCUGCGAGCAGGUCUCCUUCGCCUUCAACAAAGCCGUAUUGGAUCUCCGAGCUUCUUCUUCCUUUGAUCCCUCGGGCCACAUAUUCAUUAGCGAGACACCUCAGAGGUUAAUGGAGGAUUGGAGCCUUUCUCCUUUUGCGCUCCCAAUGCCGACAAAUCAGGCGGAUUUAUCGCAUUUAGGAUUGGAAAUUCAGGCAACCGCGGCGCUUAGUUUCACCGGCGGCGAACAAGAGCAUGCAGUGGCGCAGCGAAGAUUGGGAGCUCCGUCAACGGGUCAACGAUCAUCCAGAAUAAGGAAGGAUAGUGAGGAGACACGGACGGUCACGAUUCCCGCGGUUCGUACGGGAAAUUUGGAGCUUCCACCAGAUGAUGGGUACACGUGGCGCAAGUAUGGCCAGAAAGUGAUCCUUGGGGCAAGGUUUCCUAGGAGCUACUUCCGCUGCACCCACAAGAACUUCUACGGCUGCAAGGCAAAGAGAAAAGUUCAGAAACUGGACGCUGAUCCCAACAUCUAUGAGAUAAUCUACUGCGGAGAACACACUUGCCAAACCUCACCCACACCUCUGAUUCUCCCCUCCAUCACGCCCACGAGCAACGAGACCACGCUUGCCAACAUGCCCGUAAUGAUUGGCGCUUCAUCAUCACCAUCCGUCGGCAGCUGGUUUCUCAGCUCGCAUGAGGUAGGGGAGAGCAGCAGAGCUCAUGUUGGUCCGCAGGUGCAGCAGCAGCCGAUCAGGACAGGAAGGGAAGGAGAAGGGUCUGUUGCUGAUCUUGCUGACGCUAUGUUUAAUUCGGGAAGUAGCAGUAACAACAGCAUGGACACAAUUUUUACUUUUAAGACGGAUGGAUGA